This is a messenger RNA of Oenanthe melanoleuca, 562 nucleotides long. Its product is annotated as cuticle collagen 2-like. The coding region runs from base 1 to 501 and encodes 166 amino acids. The record is from RefSeq and is a predicted model, not a curated record. The transcript has 4 exons. NCBI's taxonomy places the organism in Eukaryota, Metazoa, Chordata, Aves, Passeriformes, Muscicapidae.
AUGCCGCGCGCUGAUUGGCUGCGCUCGGACGGGGCUCCCGCCAUUGGCUGCAGCGCGGUGUCCUCAGCGCGGCCCCGCCCCCGGCGCUGGCAGGGCGCCCCCUGCUGGUCCCAGUGCUCCCAGUCCCGGUGUCGCCCUGGGGGCGUGGCCUCGGCGAGGGGGCGUGGCCUUCGCCCGGUGGGCGGGGCCGGGGGCGGGCCCGGGGCGGGCGGGGCGCGCGGCUCUCGGGUCCUUUGUUUGAGCGAGGCCGGAGCCGCGGAGCCGCCGCAGCGCCGGGGCCGGGCCGGGACCCCCGGCACCCCCGGGACCCCCCCGCGGCCGGCACCUCCCGGGACACCGGCGGCACCUCCCCCCGCACACGGCGGCAGCGGCAGCGCCGCAGUCCCAGGCCAUGGCUGGAGCGUAGCCCCUCCCCCACCGGACCGGAACAGACCCUCGGACACGCAGAGCCGGAGCCGGACGGGAGCGAUGAUUGGCUGCCGCCCGAGAGGCGCGCUGUGAUUGGCCGCUUCCCGGAGAGCGUCGCGGCAGCGGUGAGGGGGCGGGGCCUGGCCGGGGGGGC